This is a messenger RNA of Tarenaya hassleriana, 1757 nucleotides long. Its product is annotated as protein arginine methyltransferase NDUFAF7 homolog, mitochondrial. Gene Ontology annotation, biological process: mitochondrial respiratory chain complex I assembly. The transcript is spliced from 10 exons. The record is from RefSeq and is a predicted model, not a curated record. Gene Ontology annotation, cellular component: mitochondrion. Gene Ontology annotation, molecular function: protein-arginine omega-N symmetric methyltransferase activity. NCBI's taxonomy places the organism in Eukaryota, Viridiplantae, Streptophyta, Magnoliopsida, Brassicales, Cleomaceae. The coding region runs from base 131 to 1558 and encodes 475 amino acids.
UGUCUACUCCCCCUUCGACCCACAGUUCGACGAAAUCAAUGAAUUCGAUGCCUCAAGGCCCUCAACGAUUCUCAGUCAUCUUCCUCACCCUACGGCGAGCCCAGAUAGUUGGUUUCCAGUUCGGACGAAAAUGCUGAGAAAACUGCUAACACAAGCGCCCACUCGCCGUUUCCUCUCUUCGGCGACUCCUUUCUUCCAAAAAUCUUCCCUUUUCCCGUUUUCUUCUUCGCCGGAGUCUCCCCUCCCGGAUAAUAGUCCCGGAGAACAUGCCGACGACGGACCUUCCGCCUCCGGAACAACCAUUUCCGUUGACCGUUCAGGUCUCUUCAAUCCUCCUGAGCAUUCCCAUGAACCCUUUCCGGAUUCGGAACUCGUCAAGCACCUCAAGAGCAUUAUCAAGUUUCGGGGUGGUCCAAUCUCAGUGGCAGAGUACAUGGAGGAAGUCUUGACUAACCCUAAGGCUGGAUUCUACAUCAAUCGUGAUGUAUUCGGAGCACAAGGUGAUUUCAUUACUUCUCCGGAAGUAAGCCAGAUGUUUGGAGAGAUGGUUGGUGUUUGGGCCAUGUGUCUGUGGCAGCAGAUGGGACAGCCUGAGAAGGUGAAUCUCAUCGAACUAGGUCCAGGUCGAGGAACACUCAUGGCUGAUCUCCUCCGUGGUACAUCAAAGUUCAAAACUUUCACCGAAUCAUUGCAUAUACAUUUGGUGGAAUGUAGUCCCACACUACAGAAGCUUCAGCACCAGGCCCUGAAAUGCACGGAUGAAGAUGGGUGUUCCGAGAAGAAAGCUAUUAGCUCAUUCACUGGAAUGCCUGUAUCCUGGCAUGCCACACUUGAGGAAGUUCCAUCAGGAGUACCGACGAUAAUAAUAGCUCAUGAGUUCUAUGAUGCUCUUCCAGUUCAUCAAUUCCAGAAAUCUUCGCGUGGCUGGUGCGAGAAAAUGAUUGAUGUUGGAGAAAAUUCACAGUUUCGUUUCGUUCUGUCCCCACAGCCUACACCUGCAGCCCUGUAUCUCAUGAAACGUUGCACGUGGGCUGCACCUGAAGAAAUCAAGAAACUUGAACACGUCGAGAUCAGCCCAAAAUCUGUGGAUUUGACCCAAGCAAUUGCCAAGAGGAUAGGCUCGGAUGGAGGGGGAGCACUCAUAAUUGAUUACGGGCUGAAUGGAUUAGUUUCAGACAGUCUUCAGGCUAUACGAAAACACAAGUUUGUGGAUAUACUGGAUGAUCCCGGGUCAGCAGAUCUAAGUGCCUAUGUCGAUUUUCCUGCUAUAAAGCAUUCUGCUGAGGAAGCUUCAGAAAAUGUCUCGGUCCAUGGACCCAUGACUCAGUCACAGUUCCUGGGUUCUCUUGGAAUAAACUUCCGAGUCGAAGCAUUGCUGCAGAAUUGUGACGACGAGCAAGCUGAGUCGCUCAGAACGGGGUACUGGCGUCUGGUUGGAGAUGGUGAAGCUCCAUUCUGGGAAGGACCCGAUGAACAAGCCCCCAUUGGUAUGGGCACGAGGUAUCUCGCCAUGGCUAUCGUUAACAAGAACCAAGGAGUUCCUGUCCCAUUUCCGUGAAAGAUCCAAACUUUCUGUAAGGUUUUCGAAUGAAUAAGCUUUAUAGUUUCUAGGAAAACCGGGUGGGGUUCUAUUUCGAUAGUAAGCAUUUCGCAAGUUAAUGCAAUUUUGUAACAAUUGUUUUUUUAGCUUCAUAUGCUCAUUACAUGAUCUUGUAUCAUCUCUGGAAGACUUAAUACAAUAGCACUGUUUAACUCCA